Molecule: messenger RNA, 1443 nt
Organism: Aspergillus heteromorphus CBS 117.55
Lineage: Eukaryota; Fungi; Ascomycota; Eurotiomycetes; Eurotiales; Aspergillaceae
Product: WD repeat protein
Exons: 2
Coding region: 1-1443 (480 amino acids)
Biological process (GO): proteasome-mediated ubiquitin-dependent protein catabolic process; transcription-coupled nucleotide-excision repair; protein polyubiquitination
Cellular component (GO): Cul4A-RING E3 ubiquitin ligase complex; nucleotide-excision repair complex
Molecular function (GO): protein binding
Source: RefSeq, a predicted model, not a curated record
AUGAAUUCGUAUCUCCUCAAUAGGGCUCUCGGGUCCAUCAGUCCGUCGACCUUCCAUGUCGCCCAGACUUCCCGACUCAUCCAAAACCUAGAGCCCGCCCCUGGCAUCCGCUUCUCGUCGCAUACAGAUCCAGCGAAUUCGGCGACUCGGGAUGGCUCUCCAGCUGCAGACGCACAGCUCGGCUUAGAUGACGAGCUGUUUGCGCAUAAAUCAGGAGUCAACGUCCUCGCCAUAGACCGAUACGAUGGCCGAUUCAUGGUCUCCGGAGGCGCCGAUCCGUCCGUCCACCUGUGGGAUCUGGAGACGCGAGGCUCGGAUCUGACCCACGUGCAUCGGUCGGUUGCGUCGGUCAGUAAAGCCUCGCAUGAAGAUGCCCACACGCGGGCCAUCACCUCCGUCUCUAUAUACCCGUUCGACCCCACGCCGUCGACCAUUCUGACGACGUCAUACGAUGGCACCCUCAAGCUCUCGGCCCUGGCACCAGGGGCCAUCACGCCCGUGCAUACCUUCAACAUGGAUUGCACACCCUACGCGCACUCGAUGUCAUCUCACCCUGCAUCCCCGCUGCUGAUUGCCGUAGGCACCUCGGAGAAGCCGGUCCGACUCCUCGAUCUACGUUCCGGGCUAUCUACACACGGUCUCCCAGGACACGAGGCAUCGGUCCUGUCCGUGUCAUGGGCCCCGCAUCAGCCGCACAUCCUGGCGUCUGCCUCCGUGGACAACCGGGUGAUCCUCUUUGACAUCCGUCGCGGAGGACACAAUUCGGCCAUUGCGGCCCUGGACAUGGAUGACGCCGUCGGCCUGGUGCAUCCAUCAAGCGCUCCUCCAUCCUACGAGAGUCGCCCCGCAUUCUCGCCGCACGUCCGAGCGCACAACGGCGCUGUGACGGGCGUGCGAUGGACCUCCACCGGUACGCACCUGGUAACCGCGGGACAAGACGCGCGGAUUCGAGUCUGGGAUGCAGGAACGGGCGCAAAUACGCUCGUCCACUUCGGCCCAAGAGUGCGGAACAGCGUCUCCUCGUAUCUGGCCGAACGGGCGCCGCUGGUUCUGCCGCGGGGCAUGGUCGCCCCGGGACAGGAGACGCUGGUGUGGCCGAACUUCAACGAGCGAGACGACCGCGGGGAAGUCUUCAUGUUUGAGCUCCGCGAGGGUGCGUUCAUCAAGCUCCUCCGGGUUCCGGGCCUCGUGACCGGACCUCAGCAGUUCCAAGGGCGCUCGAGUGCUCUGAGCGCGGCGCGGAUCAACUCCCUGGUCUGGCGCGGCAACGGUGCAUCCGGAGAGGGCCUCGAGAUGUUCUCCGCCCACGGCGACGGGACCAUCCGCGGCUGGGUAUCGCGGGAACCCGAAGGGGAGCCCGACGAAGCCGAAGAGGCCGAACGAGUGGACCGCAAGCGGAAGCGCGAUGUCCUCGACGAGAUCUACCGGGGAUUUAUAGGUUAA